Messenger RNA from Magnolia sinica, 1475 nucleotides. RefSeq lists its product as uncharacterized. The coding region runs from base 126 to 1100 and encodes 324 amino acids. The transcript has 2 exons. The record is from RefSeq and is a predicted model, not a curated record. Lineage: Eukaryota; Viridiplantae; Streptophyta; Magnoliopsida; Magnoliales; Magnoliaceae.
AUUAGGUCCCAGCCCGGCAGAGAGGGAGCCAGGCCAGGUACGGCAGGUCGUCACCCUUGCAUCUUUCCUCUUCUUCUCCACACCUAAAACCGACACAAGAAAAGCAAACCUCUGGAAGUGUGGUAAUGGCUCCUGCAUCGAACAAGGGCAUUUCCGUCCCGAUUCUAUUGACAGCCUUUGCAGCUUCAUCAGCCCUUAUCUUCUUCUUCCUCCUUCCUUCUCUCUCCUCCAUUUGCUCUUCACCUUCCCAACCUAUACAGCGAAGCUCGGUAUACAGCAGUCCCAAUCCCAUCUCUCCAACCCCAGAAGACAUCUCCUGGCUCAAAUCCCAGCUCCAGAUCAACCGCCUCCCCGACCCUCCUUCAUCUCCUGAAGCCUGGCAUUCUCUCCGCAAAGGCAUCAAUCCCCGCACCCGUGCCCAACAGCUCGAUGACUUCAAAAGAUUCAAAGGCAUUUCACAUUAUGAAGACCCAGAUGAAGCCAACAACCACACUGGUCUCCCAUGCCCUGGCGAAUUAUUGAUCGAGGAGCACCACAGCAACUACGGUGAACCUUGGGCCGGUGGCCGCGAUGUCUUUGAAUUCCUUGCUAGCUCUUCCCGCAUCUCCCCUGAUGCCCACGUCCUCGAGAUUGGCUGUGGGACCCUCCGUGUGGGGCUGCACUUCAUCCGCUACCUUAACCCUGGAAGAUUCCACUGUUUGGAGCGUGAUGAUCUUUCUCUGAUGGCUGCAUUACGGUAUGAGCUCCCUUCUCAGGGGCUCCUGAACAAGCGGCCUAUGAUUGUCAAAGGUGAGGACAUGGAUUUCAGUAGGUUUGGACCUGACGUUAUGUAUGAUUUGAUCUAUGCAAGUGCAGUUUUUCUUCACAUGCCGGAUAAGCUUGUUUGGGUUGGGAUGGAGAGGCUGACGAAGAGAUUGAGGCCUUAUGAGGGUCGGAUUUUUGUUUCACAUAAUAUAAAGUUCUGUUCGCGAUUGGGAGGAGAUGAGUGCACAAAGCGGCUGUCGAGUCUUGGGCUCGAGAAUGUGGGGAAAAAGACACAUGAUAGUUUGUUGUUCAAUCAUUACGAGAUUUGGUUCGAGUUUAGGCGGUCAAAGGUGUAGGAGUUUAGUGGUUUAUAUGUAUUCUUCAUUAUAUUCUUCAUUAUCAGAUCAGUUGUGAUCAGGAGCUGAAGAAUUGCUUCUAGGUGGUUGGGCGUCAUCUCUCAGUGCUUUAUUUACAUCUUUGGAGAUUGAAUUUUGCAAUGUAUAACGGUGAAGAGAUGAGAUGGGCGAACAAUGCAGAUCUGAGGUCUUGAUUGGUUGGUUGCUCUGAAUUUGGGAUCAGGUUGGGCCCCACUUUGUAAUUCUUAUUUAAUGGAUUUUUUGAGAAUUUCUUCAAAUUUGUAAUUUUGGUUCGGAGAGUUGACUGAGUUGAAAGGUGAGGGAGCUCUACAUCUAUGUCAACAGUUUCUUGCCAGAUUGAAUAACUUGUUUCUA